UGAAGCAGCUGCAGCACAACAACCAGAAAUCGUAAAAGCGUUGGAUUAUCCACAGGGAACAACAUCGACGCCACUGGCAAGUGGUUCUUCCAGCGUUACCAAUCCAAGGACAGAGCGGAAGGACUCAUCGACCGGAUACACAAUGAGCCACUGUGAUAACAACUGGAAUGUGAAUCUCGUCCGUUUCUUACCUCUCGCACUCAGAAUCUACAUCGUGACAUGGAACGUCAGCACCAAGUUCCCGGAAAACAUCUCCCUCAACAAAUUGCUCGGGUUGGAGAAUCGCCCAGAUCAGGACACGGCCCUACCGGACUUUUUUGUCAUUGGACUGCAGGAGGUGAAUGCCCAACCCCAGAACACUCUGUACAAUCUGUUCAAGGAUGAUCUUUGGACACAAAAGUUUAAGGAGGUACUGAAGGAGCGUGACUUCGUUGUGAUCAAGACGGAACAGAUGCAGGGUUUGCUGCUAUCGGUGUUUGCCCGGCGGAAACAUUUGCUUCAUCUGCGGCAGGUUGAGACGGAGUACACCCGGACUGGAUUGGGUGGAAUAUGGGGUAAUAAGGGUGCUGUGAGCAUACGUCUGAACGUGUACGGCAGCUCGAUCUGCCUGGUAAAUGCACAUCUGGCCGCACACGAUCACAUGCUGGAGGAGAGAAUCAAUGACUACGAACGGAUUGUACAGGAGCAAAAGUUUCACGUUAAAGCAAAGGAAACCAUCUUUGAUCAUGACUACGUGUUUUGGUUCGGAGAUCUGAACUUUCGCCUAACGGGCGAAGCGACCACAUCCGCCGACGAAAUCCGUGCGAUGGUUGCCCGGGACGAGCUGAAGCAGCUGAUCGAGAAGGACCAGCUGCUGCUAGUGAGACGCGAGGGUCGUGCGUUUAGUCAGCUACAGGAGCGAUUACCACAGUUUCCACCAACGUUUAAGUUCGAGCACGGUAGCAAUGACUACGAUAUGAAACGAAGACCCGCCUGGACCGAUCGGAUACUGUACGCGGUGAACGAGAACAACUACCGAAAUGUGCGUCUGACGGUAGAGCAAACGUCGUACAAAAGCCAUCCAAGUUACAGUAUUAGCGAUCACAAGCCAGUUACGAGUGAGUUCACCCUAAAGUGUACGCUGGAGGCUAGCCGGGACGAGAAUGGCAAUCUGUACGCUACCACCACGGCUAGCCGGAAGCUUAAGACGAUACGCCGUAAGAAACGGCGUCCUGCGGCGCUGCACAGCACCAAACAGGCGGACGCACCCAGGGAGGCUAGGGUGAAUCGAAAAUCUCAGUACAAUGUGGAACACUUCCGGAAUCAGCAUAACAAUCGGCUUAGCUACAAGCUCGCCAUGCGUAAUAAUACCGAUGUGCAUUCUUUCGACGAUCUCGUCACGGAUCUGAUCGAUUACGGACAGGUGUACGAGGAUACGACCGAGCGGACGAUUACGUUCAAGCCGAUCGAGCUGUGGCUGGUCGGCGAACCGAACACCAUCGAGUACGUCAUCCCGAACGGUUUCGAGGAGGGUAAUGCCGACUGGAUCGGUAUCUAUCGGGAAAACUUCACUAGUCUGAGCGAGUACCUAGCGUACGAGUACACGGAAACGUACAAGGACAAGCAGCACCAGCUGAACGAGCAGCAGCUUCAACAUCUACAAAACACCCGCACGGUGCAGCUGACAUUUUCGGAAAACGUCAGCCUUCCGCUAGACUCGCGAUACCAGCUGCUCUAUUUCCAAAGCACCGGUACCCGUGGAGUUACCGGGUUGGUCGGCAUUAGCGACUCGUUUGCAGUCGAGAAGCGAUGCCCAUCGCCCUCAUUCGACGAAAUUGAUUGAUCGCGGCGCAAACGGUACU
Messenger RNA from Anopheles maculipalpis, 1841 nucleotides. Its product is annotated as phosphatidylinositol 4,5-bisphosphate 5-phosphatase A-like. The record is from RefSeq and is a predicted model, not a curated record. Gene Ontology annotation, cellular component: plasma membrane; cytoplasm; ruffle. The coding region runs from base 143 to 1822 and encodes 559 amino acids. NCBI's taxonomy places the organism in Eukaryota, Metazoa, Arthropoda, Insecta, Diptera, Culicidae. Gene Ontology annotation, biological process: phosphatidylinositol dephosphorylation. Gene Ontology annotation, molecular function: phosphatidylinositol-4,5-bisphosphate 5-phosphatase activity. The transcript is spliced from 9 exons.